Messenger RNA from Trichoplax adhaerens, 411 nucleotides. RefSeq lists its product as uncharacterized. Gene Ontology annotation, molecular function: structural constituent of ribosome. The coding region runs from base 1 to 411 and encodes 136 amino acids. The transcript is spliced from 2 exons. Gene Ontology annotation, cellular component: mitochondrial large ribosomal subunit. The record is from RefSeq and is a predicted model, not a curated record. Lineage: Eukaryota; Metazoa; Placozoa; Uniplacotomia; Trichoplacea; Trichoplacidae.
AUGGCUGCCAGUGCUUGUGCAGUCUGUUUCACGCUGCAUAGGAUCAGACCUUUGCCGAUUUCUUUACUCAGAGGAAUUAAUGCGGCACAGUUUGCAAGCAAGGCUGGAAAACCAGAAAGCAAGAAAAAAAGUAAAGGCAAGAGAAAUUUUCGACGCGAUGAGCCAGCUGCGACGGUGGAUUUAAAAAUGCCUUCAGAAUUGAAAGAUAUAUGCAAAGGAGCGAAUUAUUUUAAAGAAGGCGAGGACCCAACCAUUCUAGACGAUAGCCAAUAUCCAGAGUGGUUAUGGGAUUUAGAUAAACCCAAAGCUUCUCUAAGUCAAUUGGAAACUGGUAGUAGAGCCUAUUUCAGAAAGUUGAACAAAAUCAAAAUCAAAUCGGAAAAUCUUAUGAAAAAGCAAACUGGAUUUUAA